GGGUUUGAUAAACACUUUUUAAGCUUUUUUUAAGUUAAAAGGUGAGAAGUGCUUUUUUAAUCAAAUACAAAUACUCCCAUAAUUUGAGCUAAUCGCCUAAUCUCACUAUUCUGUUCUCCUAUCACUGUUCUGUAAAGUGAAAACAAAAUAGCGAGCAGUUUUUCCGCAUAAUUCUGGCCGUUGGUUUCCAGAGUGCUGCUGCCUUUUGGUGUCCAUGGAGCGGAUAAAAGACACUACAAAAACCAAGCAGCAGGUAAACCUCUCAACCCUUCCCUAGCUACCUAAAUAGGUUUGUGCACACAUAGUAAGCAAACAAUAAAAUCUUUAUAACAAAAAAACUUCCUCUGCCCUUAGGCCUUGUAAGGCUAUUGAUGUGCUGACUUGCAUAAACAAUAACUAGCAAUGGCCCCAGCUGCAGCAGAAAAGAUCAAUCCUAGAGAUGUCUGCAUUGUUGGAUUUGCCAGGACACCCAUUGGUGGCUUCCUUGGCUCUCUUUCAUCAUUGCCAGCUACUAAACUUGGAUCCAUAGCUAUUGAAAGUGCUCUGAAGAGAGCAAGUGUUGAUCCAUCUCUUGUAGAAGAAGUUUUCUUUGGAAAUGUUCUGAGUGCAAACAUGGGACAGGCCCCUGCAAGGCAAGCUGCGCUGGGUGCAGGAUUACCAAACACAGUGGUCUGCACCACUGUUCACAAAGUUUGUGCUUCUGGGACCAAAGCAACUAUGCUUGCUGCACAGAGUAUCCAGUUAGGCAUCAAUGAUGUGGUUGUGGCUGGUGGCAUGGAAAGUAUGUCAAAUGUCCCUAAAUACUUUGCUCAAGCAAGGAACGGAUCUCGCUUGGGGAAUGAUUCUCUUGUUGACGGAAUCCUUAAAGACGGACUGUUGGAUGUUUAUAAUGAUUUUGGGAUGGGAAUAUGUGCUGAAAUUUGUGCUGAAAAUCACAAUAUCUCAAGAGAAGACCAGGACGACUAUGCAAUUAGAAGUUAUGAACGGGGGAUCGCUGCUCAUAAUGCUGGAGCGUUUACAUGGGAGAUUGUUCCGGUUGAGGUGUCGGUGGGAAGGGGAAAGCCAUCCACUGUUGUUGAUAAGGAUGAAAGCCUGGAGAAGUUUGAUGCUUUAAAGCUGAGGAAACUCCAACCAAGUUUCAAGGAAGAUGGAGGCACCGUGACAGCUGGCAACUCUUCCAGCAUGAGUGAUGGUGCUGCUGCUUUGGUCUUAGUAAGCGGAAAAAAAGCCAGUGAGCUGGGUUUAAACGUGAUUGCAAGGAUCAUUGGGUAUGCAGAUGCUGCUCAGGCACCUGAAUUAUUUACAAUUUCUCCUGCUCUUGCAAUUCCAAAGGCUAUAAAAAAUGCUGGUCUAGAAGCUUCUCAAGUCGAUUAUUACGAAAUCAAUGAGCCUUUUGCAGCUGUAGCUCUUGCAAAUAACAAAUUACUUGGACUUAAUGAGGAUAAAGUUAAUGUGCAUGGUGGAGCUGUAGCUUUGGGUCACCCUCUUGGGUCCAGUGGAGCCCGUAUAUUGGCUACCCUUAUCGGGGUGCUGAAGCAGAAGAAAGGGAAAUAUGGGGUGGGGAGCGCAUGCAAUGGGGGAGGAGGUGCAUCUGCCAUUGUUGUACAGCUAGCCGCUCCCAGAAUGUGAGAUUGGGUAUCCUUAAGCAGAAGGCCGAGGAAGUGCUGAGUAUCAAGUGAAUGUCUUCAUAUUUUGUGAUCUCCUUCCCAAUAAAUUGGAGUUCGUUUUGAGCACAUUGAAGUACAGUAAAUAAAUAAAAUUGUACAAGUAAACUCUGUGUGACAACUAUUAUCAUUUAGAUUUGCGUUCGCAUUCUUCGCCAAAAAGUGUGUGUUGACUUUAAACACAUUGUCUCUUUUAUCCUAAAGCGAUUCCUAACGAUAAAUGAUAUUGUGAUUUGUGACACAAGUAAUUUAAUACUCCGUAUAACUUUUUCAUUUCGAG
Cuscuta epithymum is the source of this 1944-nucleotide messenger RNA. The record is from the annotation of a GenBank genome assembly. Lineage: Eukaryota; Viridiplantae; Streptophyta; Magnoliopsida; Solanales; Convolvulaceae.